Mus caroli (Ryukyu mouse) is the source of this 729-nucleotide messenger RNA. RefSeq names its product olfactory receptor 52A5-like. Gene Ontology annotation, cellular component: plasma membrane. Gene Ontology annotation, molecular function: olfactory receptor activity; G protein-coupled receptor activity. Gene Ontology annotation, biological process: G protein-coupled receptor signaling pathway. The record is from RefSeq and is a predicted model, not a curated record. NCBI's taxonomy places the organism in Eukaryota, Metazoa, Chordata, Mammalia, Rodentia, Muridae.
AUGGAUAAUAAGUGUAGCUUAUUCAGAACGCACUACACACACAUAUAUACACACACCAUAUACUUUGAUGUCUGUCUCUUACAGAUGUGGCUGAUUCACACAUUCCAAUGUAUUGAAUCAGGCAUCUUGUUUGCCAUGGCAAUGGACCGUUAUGUGGCAAUAUGUGAUCCUCUAAGACAUGCAUCCAUUUUUACCCAGCAACUCCUCACUCAAAUAGGAGUAGGAGUCACACUCAGAACAGCCCUGUUUGUAGCUCCAUGUCUCUUUCUCAUCAAAUGCAGGUUGAAAUUCUACUGGACCACUGUUGUUUCUCAUUCAUACUGUGAGCACAUGGCUAUUAUGAAGCUGGCAGCAGAAGAUNUUCAUGUCAACAAGAUCUAUGGUCUGUUUGUGGCCUUCAGUAUACUUGGACGAGACAUAAUUUUUAUCACACUCUCCUACGUUAGAAUAUUUAUAACUGUCUUCAAGCUCCCUCAAAAGGAAGCAAGACUCAAAGAUUUUAACACAUGCGUUGCCCAUAUUUGUGUCUUCAUGGAGUUUUACCUUCUGGCCUUCUUCUNCUUUUUUACACAUAGGUUUGGCUACCAUGUUCCAUCUUACAUUCACAUUCUCCUGUCCAACCUUUAUCUACUUGUCCCUCCUUUGCUCAAUCCUAUGGUUUAUGGCGUGAAGACCAAACAGAUUCGAGAUCAAGUGUCCAAAAUUUUGUAUUGUAAUUAUUUUAAUUGA